This is a messenger RNA of Alligator mississippiensis (American alligator), 954 nucleotides long. Its product is annotated as olfactory receptor 5G9. Gene Ontology annotation, cellular component: membrane. Gene Ontology annotation, biological process: G protein-coupled receptor signaling pathway; sensory perception of smell. Bases 13 to 954 code for a protein of 313 amino acids. The transcript has a single exon. Gene Ontology annotation, molecular function: olfactory receptor activity; G protein-coupled receptor activity; odorant binding. The record is from RefSeq and is a predicted model, not a curated record. NCBI's taxonomy places the organism in Eukaryota, Metazoa, Chordata, Crocodylia, Alligatoridae.
GGAUUGGAAGACAUGACCACAGGCAAUUCUACAGAGCUGGUUGGAUUUAUUCUUAUGGGACUCUCAAAUGAUCCAGAGCUUCAAAUUCCUCUCUUCGUGGUGUUCCUGGUGAUCUACACCAUCACCUUGAUUGGGAAUCUUGGUAUGAUCAUAUUGAUCAAAGUUGAUCCCCAACUCCAUACCCCCAUGUACUUUUUCCUCAGCAACCUCUCCUUUGUAGAUGUGUGUUACUCCUCUGUUGUCACCCCAACAAUGCUGGUGAACUUCAUAGCCCAGAGGAAAGCUAUUUCACUUGCUGGAUGUGCAACACAGAUGUGGUUUUUUGGCCUCUUUGUGGCCACAGAGUGUUACCUCCUGGCAGUGAUGGCAUAUGAUCGUUAUGUGGCCAUCUCUAACCCACUGCUCUACAUGGUCCUCAUGUCCCGCAGAAUCUGUGCUCAGCUCUUGGCUGGACCCUAUAUUGUUGGGUUGGUAAAUGCUGUAAUGCACACGAGCUUCACCUUCCACUUGAGUUUCUGCAACAGAGUGAUCAACCACUUCUUCUGUGACAUCCCUGCAGUGAUUUCACUCUCCUGCUCUGACAACCACAUCAAUAAGUUAGUGCUUUUUGUUCUGUCUGGUGUCCUGGGUACAUUUAGCAGCCUCAUUGUCCUUGCCUCCUACAUCUACAUCCUGACAGCCAUCCUGAGAAUCCGUUCAGCUGAGGGCAGGUGCAAAGCCUUCUCCACCUGCUCCUCACACCUCACAGCUGUCACUAUAUUCUUUGGGACCCUCUUCUUCAUAUAUGUAUGUCCCAGCUCCCACUCCUCAGUAGAUCUGGACAAAGUAGUAUCCAUGUUCUACACAGUGGUGAUUCCUAUGCUGAACCCCAUCAUCUACAGCCUGAGGAACAAGGAGGUGAAGGAUGCCCUGAGGCGAGUGAUUGGGAGGAAAAUGCUUUCCUUAGGAACAUAA